AGGGUUUCUCCGCUUGGUGUGGCAUUCACCUCCCAACACUCAUGUGCUAACAUCCAGCAUCGCUUGGCUUCCCCUGCACACUGGCCUGACUCCAGGGAUUUCAAGUAGACAGGGCAGACAGACAGACAGAGAGAGAGAGAGAGAGAGUGAGAGAGUGUAUAUAUGCUGGAGAGGGAUAAGUUAGUUUUGAAGUAGGAGGAGAAAAGAACAGAGGUCCAAAGAGAAAAAAGGGAGAAGAAGGUGAAAAAGUAAAGUUUGAAAAGAAAGGUUGAUUAGCUGACUGUACACUACAAAUCCACCGACAUGGCAGCCAUGGAAGCACUGGAAUCCACAAGUGCCCUGCUGGAACCUCAAACCCUCACUGAGAUCUCAGACGAUGAGAUCAACCUCCCGCCCUCAGACGACGAAGACGAUGCCCUUGCCGCAGCCAAGAAAGAGCUGUCCACCAUGGGCACGGAGGGCGACGACGACAAGGAUGAGGCAGGGAAGUCAGACCAGCAGGUGAACGGGGUCAUGGUGCUGACUUUGCUUGACAAGAUCAUCGGGGCGGUGGACCAGAUCCAGCAGACCCAGAGCGGGCUGGAGGCCAGGCAGCAGGAGAUGGAGCGCUCGGUGAACGGCAUUCAGGGCGAGCUCACCAAACUGUCCAAGAGCCACAGUACCACCUCCAACAGCGUCAACAAGAUGAUGGAGAAGGUGCGCAAGGUGAGCGUCAACGUCAAGACCGUGCGGGCCACCCUGGAGAAGCAAGGAGGCCAGAUCAAGAAGCUGGAGAACAACGAGGCCGAGCUGCUCAAGAGACGCAACUUUAAAGUCAUGAUCUACCAGGAUGAAGUGAAGGUUCCCUCAAAACUCAGCAUCUCUAAAUCCAUGAAGGUUUCUGAUUCUGUGUCGGGAAGCAGAGGGGGCAGCCUGCUAGAGCUCAAGGAAGCUGUGGAAGAGGAAGAGGGGGGAGAAGGAGAGAAGGCAGACAGGCCCCAUGUAGACCUCUCUUCAGACGAGGAAGGGGUGGAGAUCGAGGAGACCAUCGAGGAGUCCCGCGCCGAGCGCAUCAAGCGCAGCAGCCUGCAGCGUGUACAAACCCUGAAGACGGUCUUCUCAAAGGAGAAGAUGGAUAAGACCAGAGCAAAGACCAAAGAGAAACUGGAAAAGACCAAACAAAAGACCAAGGACAACCUGGAGAAGACAAGGCAGAAGACAAAGGACAACCUGGAAAAAACCAAGCAGAAAACUAAGGAUAACUUAGAGAAGACCAGACAGAAGACCAAGGACAACCUUGAGAAGACGCGUCACAACAUUGAGAAGAAGAUGGGCAAAUUUGGAACACAAAUGACUGUCAACCCUGAGCGCAAGCAGAAGAUGCAGACAUCCCGUGACAAGGUGAAGAAGGCCUUCACGCCAGACCAUGUCGUUUACGCCCGGUCUAAGACCGCUGUUUACAGGGUGCCCCCCUUCACCUUCCACGUCAAGAAGAUCCGUGAGGGCAUCACCGAGGUGGUCCAAGGCACCGAGAUGGUGGAGGUAUCCCAGGAGGUGGAUCCCUUCAGCGGAGUGGAUGGGGAGGUCGAGGAGGGCGCGGUGGAGGUUGAGAUGGAGAUGAUGAAUGGAGGAGGGGAUGAGGAAGAGGCUGAUGAGGAUGAAGAUGAGGACAACCAGGAUGCUCUGCAGGAGAAUGAAGACAGAGAUAGAGACAGCGACUAGAGGUUCCUGAGGUUCUUUUGUAAAAGUAAAAGAAAAAAAUUAAUUGUCGGAAUUGGGAAGAUUGCUGAAGAAUAAUUGUUGAUUACAACUUGGGUCUAACUUUUUUUAAACACUUUUGGCCAUUAUUCCUAUUAGUUAAUAUAACUUUGUACUAACCAGUUAUUGCUGAGAUCUGGGAACACGGCGUCAUUGAUAUGAGUUUGCUAUGGUUAAGAAGCCAACACUUUGUCCAGAUUAUCUAAACCACUCUAUUUGAAGGACAAAUUUAGAGGGCGCUCCAAAACUGUCAGUAAUAAACUUUCACCAUGCAAGCACAGUAUUGUAGGUCACAUAAGUUUGGUAAACCUAUUGGUUUGUUUCCAUCCUGUCAGAUUGUCUGGCUGUUCGUUCGCUGUCCCUGUGUAAAUAUCUCAUGUAGUUUAAAAAAGCUGCCGCUUACAUUGAUGAACGCACAGAGAAUUAUCACCUGUCUCUGUAGUUCCCUGUGGAUCUAUACAGAGUUUUUGCAACUUUCAGCUCAUUGUUUUGGGGGUUUCGGCCCACAACUUUACUGUUUUAGUUCAGUCUCGCCGUUCUCGUCAACUUUGUUUACAGCUGUUUUAUGUGGGGAGGCACCGAUACACCUGAUUUACACUCUCUGCUCAGCAGCAACAGCAGACAGACAAAGUCGGGGGACUAGCUGGUGAAAAGAGUAGCAGCCUAAGAGCAGGAUAUUUUUCUCAGGAGUUGGUGGAGACCAAAACUAGAGCUAAAAGGUGAGCACAUAUUGGACUUAUAUUUUCUAGGUGGACACGAGCACCACUAAAUAUGCAACUGUUUGCUAACAUGCUAAUAUGUCAGUGAUGUGUGUACAGUUUGUUGUGUUGCCUUUAAAAGAACAGUGUGUAGGAUUCUGGAGAAAUCCAUUGGCAGAAAUGGAAUAUCAUAUUCAUAACUAUGUUUUGAUUAGUACGUAAUGUUACCUUAGUUAUGACAUUCUCAGAUCUCAGCAGUUAAUUUGGUCAAGAUAAUGUUAUUGUUACCAAUAACAAUUAUGACCAAAAUGAUAAAAAAAAGACCCAAGUGGUAACAAAAUUAUAAUUUAACAACUUAGGUUUCCUUUCUUUGACUACAGUUUGUGUGCCUAAAAUUUAUCAGAAAGGGCUUAAUUUAAAGGGCUUAAUGAAAAUAUUCCCAUAUUUGCAAAAGCACUUUGAGGGUUGUUUAGAACACAUUUGUGUUUGGAUGGUAUAUAUGAUGAUGAAAUUUGAAAAGAAAAAAACAGAAAAAGAAAUAGGAAACCAAACAUAACUUUUAUUUUUUGAACAUAAAGAAAAUGAUCUCAUGGACUGUUGAGUAGCAGAUUCCCAAUGGCCAAAUUAUUCACAAACAAACUGAGUACAUAUAUGUGCUUAUAUUUUUAUUUUGUAUUACAUACCACAAACACAUACUUAUUCCUUCCACCCUGUUUAUUGUUCAGCUGUUUAAAUACUGAAGUGUUAUCUUACUCUGCUUAAUUUACUGAUAUUUAGUUAUUCUGUUGUCAUUAAUAUGUUCAUGAUGAGCUAACCGUUACAUAUUUGUGUAUGACAUGUAUGUGAUCACAAUUUACACUUGGCUGAAUAUAGCCUAAUAGUUGUAGUUUUAGCACACCUUGUUGCAUGCAAUGCUGUUACGCAACAUUUUAUUGCCAAAGAAUAACCAGUGUCCAUGAUAAUGAAGAUCUGCAAAACAUAAGGAAGAGACAGCUCAUCCAUAGGACUAGUGCAUUUCACUCAGCGCGGGUAUUCACUUUGAUUAUUCUCUUCUUACAACAUGCUAUCUGUCAUUCUAAGAUGUGUUACAUAAAUUAACUGAGUUAAGGACAAAUACUUUCGGCUAGUUCUCACAGACCUCUGAUAGAACCAGUUUGGAUUCAUACAAAUCCGCGUACACCCGAGACUUGGCUGUUCACAGUCCUAGGUUUCAAAACCCUGCGGUCUGACACUGACCCCUAGUGUGCAGUCAUCCCACUAUAAUUCCCUCUGCUCCAGAUUAAAGGUGCAUUUUAACAGAUUGCCUGUUGUGUUCUCUUGACAAAGGACCAUUUCACUGAGAUUUUGCCACACAGGGUUCCCCUAUUGUCCACACUUACUAAUUUGCAAUAAGGCUUAUAAAUGUGUUAUACAUAUCCUCCACUACUUGUGGUAUUUUCAUGAAUGACUUGCAAUAAUUAAUUCAAGAAUUAAUGAAUUUAUUAACUAAUUCAUUUUCUAGCAUAUUCAAGAUAAAUGUCCACCCACCUAUGCACUAAUCCUGGUCAGGUCAACAAAGAGCUAAUGCAGAGACAGACACAAGAUGCAUCUGUGAAUUUAAAGUAAGAGAAAGUAUCGAGUUUUAUAUAAUUGUUGACAAAGUUUACCACAUUGCCACAGUAUUUGUACGUUCAAAGUUUAGUUCCUAGCUCAGUCACAUCAUAGUUUAUUAGUUUUUUUUGUAUAUAAUGUGAAUCACUGCCAAUGCAGAUCAUAAUGCGUUUUGAUUUUAUUUACCAGAGAGCCUUUUGCCUUCCGCUGCCUGCACUUCUUCCCCAUUUAGAAACAGCUUCUCGGGCCAAAUCAUUGUGAAGUUUGCAAAGAUUUCACAGUGCAACAAAUGAGAUUUAAGCAUAGAUAAAAUAUUCUAACCUUUUGAUACUAUGUGGUAGAGAAUGUGUUCAGUGGUUGAAUACUCAGCCCUUCAUAGUGGAUCAACAAUGCCUUGUCUGUCAGAGCAGUAACAACAUUCAGGUGUGCUGAGGCCUAUAUGUCAAUGGAACAUAUGUAGUUCACACUUAACUGUUUCCUUGCUUUUGUUUUGAUGGUAACCGAUUCCUGUAUUUUUCAUUGCUUAACCACUAAUGAUUUAAUUAAUAAAUGCUAUUUGGU
Anoplopoma fimbria (sablefish) is the source of this 4586-nucleotide messenger RNA. Its product is annotated as caveolae-associated protein 1-like. Gene Ontology annotation, cellular component: caveola; cytoplasm. NCBI's taxonomy places the organism in Eukaryota, Metazoa, Chordata, Actinopteri, Perciformes, Anoplopomatidae. The record is from RefSeq and is a predicted model, not a curated record. Gene Ontology annotation, molecular function: rRNA primary transcript binding. The transcript is spliced from 2 exons. Gene Ontology annotation, biological process: termination of RNA polymerase I transcription; transcription initiation at RNA polymerase I promoter. Bases 304 to 1701 code for a protein of 465 amino acids.